CAGACAAAAAUCAGCACAGUUCAGUUCAAUUCACCCAGGAGAACACCAGUUUUGCCUAAUCAGAAAACAAUGAAAUUCUUUAUUUUGUUCGCCCUGGUUGCGUUGGCCAUCGCUCAGGAUAGUUAUCCUACCAAGUACGACAACAUCGACGUAGAUGAAAUCCUCAACUCGGAUCGUCUCUUCAAGAAUUACUUCAACUGCCUGAUGGAAGCCGGACCAUGCACCCCGGAAGGAAACGAGCUGAAGAAGUACCUGCCGGAUGCGAUUGCAACCGGAUGUGCUAAGUGCAAUGAGAAGCAACGUGAGGUCACGGCCAAGGUGGCCGAGUUCCUGAUCGAGCAGCGUCCCAACGAGUGGAAUUCUCUGCGAGGAAAGUACGAUCCUGAUAACACUUUUGCCGAAAAGUACAAGGAUGAGGCUGCCAUGUUCGGAAUCAAACUGUAAACACGUACGAAAGCAAUAUGUAGGUUCGUGUCGAGUUUUGUGUAUUGUCGACCAAAAUUUUUGGCUCCAAUGGUUUCGAAUAAAAUGAAUGCAUAAUGUAUAUUGACACU
Messenger RNA from Aedes albopictus (Asian tiger mosquito), 554 nucleotides. Its product is annotated as ejaculatory bulb-specific protein 3-like. The record is from RefSeq and is a predicted model, not a curated record. The coding region runs from base 70 to 444 and encodes 124 amino acids. Lineage: Eukaryota; Metazoa; Arthropoda; Insecta; Diptera; Culicidae. The transcript has a single exon.